AAAGAAACGUAUGAGUAAGAAAAUUAAUUUAGUGAAUCAGAUGUAAUCAGGCCUCAAUAUAAGAAACGAAUAGGCAGGUUUUAAACAUAAAUUUGGUGCUUCUAGGCAUGAAUGAUGAUAGAAGAUGUUCAUCAGAAGACUCACUUAAAAUGUUAAAGAUGAAAUACAGGUGAAACAUUCAAUGAAGACCUGUGAAGUUUGAAUUGGAGAAAGGUCCUGAAAAUUGCACUUUAUUCUGUUUUAAAAACAUGUUAUAUCUAUGUGAGUAGAUAAAAUACUCCCAUUGAUUGAAGUGCUUGCUAAGAAAAUGACAGCAUUUCCAAGGUUGAGGUCUGUAUGGGAACCUUAUAGUCCAAGUUCCUUGCUUGACAUUUGUAUAAAGUAUUGUCUUGAAAAUCAACACAUCAUAUGCUACAUAGUCUCAGAAAAUGAACCAUAUACGUGUAGUCUACGACAUGGUAUUUCCCUUCAGCUUGGGAUAUGUGAAAGAAUGUUACAUGUAUUUCGAGAAGAUAUGCAUCAAACAAUUGAUGAUACAGUUUUACAUCUUUUUAAAGAUCCUAUUAGAACGAGAUUGAGAAAGGUAGAUUUUCACGAUUCUAAAAUUACUGAUGUAGGUUUAGAAAUUGUGCUUCGUCACAAUGUAGUAGAACUAGGUAUUUCAAACUGCUCUGGCCUGACAGAAAGGUCAUUAGAAAUAAUCAAUAAUGCUGGUUCAAGUAUAUUGUCAUUGUGCAUUGGAACAAGUGUCCAAAUAUUUCACUCAAUGCUCUCAUUUCUUGAUCUAUCCUUGACUGACACCUCUGAAGAGACUGAAACACAUACAUAUAUACUGAAAACUCCUAAUCUGAGAAAACUAAUUCUCAGAGGCCUUGAAGUUCCAAAUGAGUAUAAUUUUUUUUCGACACUUUUGAAACCAUUAAAAAUGCUAACCCAUUUGGAUCUUUCUUCUUGUGUUCCUGUCAAAGACUUGAGUUAUCUUAAAAAACUUGAAUACUUAACAUCUCUUGUAUUGUAUAAUGUGCCUCAACUGGAAGAAUUUAUCACAACAUUAUGUCAGCUGAAGAAAUUAAGGCACUUAGAUAUUUCCCAGUCUGGAGAACAACACAAUUUGUAUGAUGACCCAAAUCAAAUUUUAAGAAAAAUUGUAGACAGUCUGCCAGAGUUAACAUCGUUGGACAUUUCAGGCACUAACCUGGCUGGAACAGGAGUUCAGGAAAGGUUGAGUCCUGAUGAGUCGAGCUCAGGUUUAAGUACUGUGUGUGUUCCCCUGAGUGAUAUUCCAGGAUUGAGAAAAAGGUCCAAUAAUCCUUUGGAGUUUUUAGGACUUUUUGGAACACUUCAUGAAGCUUGUUUUCGACACCAUAUUCCGGCUAAGAGAAUUUCAGGAGAUGCUAAUGAAGAACAGAUACUAACAGCUGCUCAAGUAUACUAUGACAGACCCGAGUAUCUACAAAAAGUCUUGAAUGAUCUUUUCAAUAUAUUUCGUUAUGGUUCUUGUAGUAAUCCAAGACUAGCUUUGGAUGUAGUAUUGAUUGCUAUGAAGAGAUAUAUAAGUGAAAAAUCUAUCCAAAUUGCUGGAAGUGCAUCACUCUUUUACAUUGUCAAGGGAGAAGAAAAACCAAAUUUCAGCAUUAACAUUAAAAGGAAUAUUGUGAGAACGUUAUUAGAUGCAAUGUGUAAACACAGAAGUGAUAAAACUAUGCUAAGGAAUAGCUGUUUGACUCUCAUUCAUUUUACAUUUCCUCAAGAUGUGAUAUUUGAAUAUGAAAGACUUGUAGAUAUCUUGCUUUACAUUGUGUCCCAAGAUGAUCGGGAUGAAUUUGUUCAGCAAGUUAGCAUCUAUUUGUUAAACAGUCUUGCCUGUCAAGUAGAUGGCGACCAGAAGAGAUUAGUUGGAGAUCGAGGAGCAAUUCAGAUAAUGCUACAAAUAAUUGAAAAUCGACUGAAUAGAGUGGUCUGUGAUGAGGUCUUAGAAACGGCUUGGAGCACCAUGUGGAAUAUUACAGAUGAAACACCUGUCAACUGUGAAAGAUUUUUGGAUGGUAGAGGAAUGGAACUGUUCUUAAAGUGUUUACAGACAUUUCCACUCAAGGCUGAACUGCUUCGUAAUAUGAUGGGGUUAUUGGGAAAUGUGGCAGAAGUAAAGUCUUUACGGCCAAGACUAAUGACAGAAGAAUACCUCCAGGUAUUCAGUACAUUACUAGAUAGUAAAAGUGAUGGUAUUGAAGUCAGCUACAAUGCCGCAGGGAUACUUUCCCAUAUUGCUUCUGAUGGGGUAGAAGCCUGGAAUGAGUCGUCUAUAACCAUACUUCAACGAGAGGAUGUUUUGAAAGCAAUGAUUAAGGCCAUUGAAAGAUGGGACUUAAGUAGCACACGUAGAAUAAAUUAUAGAUCAUUUGAACCCAUUCUACGUUUAUUACACAUUGACCAUACUCCAGAAGCUCAACAUUGGGCUGUUUGGGCUCUUGCAAACUUAACAAAAGUGUAUCCUGAAAAAUACUGCUUGUUGCUUAAGAGCGAAGGUGGCAUUGAAUUGUUGGAAAAAUUACUUCAUAAACCUGGUGUCUACCUUCGAAUAAAGGAACUUGCACGUAUGGUUAUACAACAGUGUAGAAGUUUUAAAGAGAGUGGCCAAAUAGAAGAAAUCAGUGAAGAAGAAAGCUGAUGUGUAAGAACUAGGUUUGUUUUAGUGAUGUACACGGAGAAAAAUAACUCUUGGGACUUAAUAAAUAACAUUAAAUAGUAGUCUAAGUGUACUGGGUUUGAUUGCUGCUAAACUUGUACCAGUGGGUUUAUUCAUGCAUAUGGUUUAAUAUUUGAAGUGUUAAAAAUUCUUGCAGAUGUGUACAUUUCUUUUUGUAUAGUGCUUUUUACAUGUGCUUGAAGUUCUUUAGAUUUAUUAGAUGUACAGGCUACCAUUUUAUGUCUUGUAUUGGUGUUAGAUAUCUGUUAUGUUUUUAUCUGUUACAGUUUGUAAAUGCUGAGGAGUGAUAUAAUGUUUUCCAUAUUUUCAGAACUGCAACCUGGUUAGCUGUAUCUUAUUUAGAUAACUUUUUCCUAUAUGUAUUAAUUGUUUAUGCCUUUUUUUUUCUCACAUUAUACUUGAAUCCAGAAAGAUUUUUGUGUCAGUAAAAGUCACUUUCAAAAGCUUGUGUGUCAUGGAAUGUUAGAAGUAUAUGUGCUUUAGAUGUACUGUAUGACAAGAAAACUUAAAUUAUAUAUAUAUAUAUAGUGCAUUUCAUUGCAGCUUGAAGUGAAAUGAUUAUAAAAGUACCCAGCUAUGUUACUGCUAAAUAUUUUACAAGAUGCAAUAACUGAUGAACUUGGAAUCUAUGUUCUGCUGGCUAUGUUGCAAGAAUCAAAACAACUAAUUCACACAAAACAUGUUAUAACUGGAACUGGCAAAUGAAUAGGGUUACUUGGAUACUGCCUGUAACUUGAACAUUAUUUAACAUUUUUUGGGUGUUUUAUCUGUUGUAAUGGGAUCUUACUCAAUGUUAAAGUACUUGGACACAAAGUAAAAGUACUUACAUUACUUGGUAUGUUCUGGAGUUUUUUGUUAAAUGAUCUGUGCAAGUGGGUUACUAAAUUAAUAUUCCUUAAAACAAUUUACUGAAGAAAGUACGGUUUGUUUUCCUUCUACGAUAAUGUUAAUGUUGCUAUAACUUUCCUUUUAAACAGUCAUUGUUUUCUUUUCUUUUCCUCAACAAAUAAAUUCUGAAUACAUGCAAAUGUUUUUGUAUUUGCAUUACUGCAUUUUGUUUUGGAGUUUUUUGUACAAGAUAUAUGAAAAUGAUUUACUACGUUAAUAUUGUAUUUAAACAAACAGUCGUUUACCUCUAAGUUACAGAAAAACAUUA
Messenger RNA from Limulus polyphemus (Atlantic horseshoe crab), 3863 nucleotides. RefSeq names its product protein zer-1 homolog. The record is from RefSeq and is a predicted model, not a curated record. The transcript has 18 exons. Gene Ontology annotation, molecular function: protein binding. Bases 308 to 2668 code for a protein of 786 amino acids. Lineage: Eukaryota; Metazoa; Arthropoda; Merostomata; Xiphosura; Limulidae. Gene Ontology annotation, cellular component: Cul2-RING ubiquitin ligase complex.